Molecule: messenger RNA, 5524 nt
Organism: Thunnus maccoyii (southern bluefin tuna)
Lineage: Eukaryota; Metazoa; Chordata; Actinopteri; Scombriformes; Scombridae
Gene: pik3ap1
Product: phosphoinositide-3-kinase adaptor protein 1
Exons: 17
Coding region: 1686-4289 (867 amino acids)
Cellular component (GO): cytosol
Molecular function (GO): signaling receptor binding; phosphatidylinositol 3-kinase regulatory subunit binding
Source: RefSeq, a predicted model, not a curated record
UAUAAUUUCUAACUAAUUUGAAAAUUAGUUUCCAAAAACUCAGUUUGAGGGCUUCAUAAACUAAUAAAGUUCUUGUCUUUUCCUUUAACUACAUAAGUCUAUCUCUCCAAAGCAAGACAGGCUGCAAAUCUCUGCUGUGCAAUCAUCCUCCUGGCCUGCAGAAGUACAAACAAUUUUCCUCUUUUGAUGUGGCGUAGCAGUAGUGUCUUUAGCUCAGUCUUCCACUCCAACAUCAUCUUAAGCUGAAGAGAAAGGGUUGGGUUUUGGAAUUGUUUUUACAGCUGUAGUUCUAUCAUGUAAACAUGCACAAAUCAACUCCAAAUGACUAGAGAAACUGAGAUGUAAAAUAAUUCUUUAGUAUGAUGGGAUAUAACUGCUCAAGUGUUUUACCACACCUGUGUAGAAGUACCUGGAUCCCUCAUCUGUAUGGCUUAUAGUAACGGCUUUCUUAUGGUAGCUGUCUUCAUAGGGACCAAUGAUGGGAAUGUUUGUCAGCCAGUGUGAUUGUCUGCUGCCCUCUAGUGGUUGUGUCUGUGUGGUGCCAUGUGUUGUUGCAAUCGGUUGUUUUAUGUUAGAGGAAAAAUUCUCGGGGAAUCUGGGAUUUCACAUACCAAACAUAGUCACACCAUACAAAUGAUUCAUUCAGUUCAUUGACUAAUUCAUUCAGUUGUGUAACUUGAGAAAUACAUUUUGUGUGUACUUGUGUUUGAAUGUACUGUUCGUGUGUGAUACUUUUAGGCACUAUUUGAGCCCUAAUAGUGCACCCUCAUAAAAUCACAUUGACUUUCACAGUUUACUGCUCAGUGAAGCUUAUCUAAAAUAUCACAUUUUAUAUUUCACAUUGGCAUUUGGUCAUUGUUAGUGAGUAAUUCGUACUGUAUCAAACUUUACAAUGACAUGGAAACAGCAUAUCAUCAUGAUAAAAAACUUGUUUUAUUGCCUAUAAACAUAUAGACAUGUGAGUCAUAUGCUGACAUCAGUGCUUGUGAAAUCAUCAUAAAAAGCAUAGGUAACAUUAAAUAGACAUAGAUAUGUCUUAUAGUACCACACUGACUGUAGUGUGUCACUACGAAACUCCUCACAUCACACCUUGUUAAGGAAGUGAAAAAACGGAAGAAGCUUGUGACACGCACCAGGUGAAUGAUAUUCAUUUAUGUCUGUGUGUGGGUGUGUGGGUGUGUGGGUGUGUGUGUGUGUGUGUGUGUGUGUGUGUGUGUGUGUGUGUGUGGGUGUGUCUCUGUGUCUCUGUGUGUGUACAUGUAUAAAAGACUAGAUUAUAUGUGUUAAUCAGUCUUUUAUGUCAAGGUCUGUGUCUGGAUGUCUCAAUUCAAUCCAGUAACUCUUAAGUGAAUUUAUUUGUUCUUAUAGUUUCUGUUGUGAAAAAUCAACUAUCUAGAAGUGACUAAUGACAAGUGUAAUUGCAGACAUGUUGCGCAUUCUGACAUGACUGUGGUGCAUUUUCUCACUUCUUCAACUGUUUCAGGAAGUGGGGGAGAGUCACCAAAAUCAGGAAACUAAGUGUUGCUAUUAAUACAACUGAGCAGAGGGCUAUAGCUGGUGAAAGCAAAUGUAGUUUCAGUUGAAGAGGAAAGCACCUUCAGUAAACCUGAAGAACCAAAAGGACAUAUUUCGGCAAAUUAUGCUCCUUGCGGGGUGAUUUUAUGCACCUUUGAAACUUCACAGCCAUGGAAGAACACAUCUCAAGUAUUCAAUCAGCAUAUUCUGAAUCCCUCUCCACAUAUGAGUUGUUAAUUCUACACACUGCUGAGGCACAGGAGUGGGCGACAUAUCUGCAGCAGAUCUUGAAAUCAUCUCAUAAAUUCCGCAGAAGUUCUAUUUUGAUGUAUGCAGUCGGCCCAGACGAUCAGGUCCAUGGAUAUAACUUUGAAUAUUUCCACAGCUGCAAGUGCAUUGUGCUGCUUCUCACGGGAGCAUUCAUAGACAUCCUCUGUGACCCUGAACUGCACGGGGCACUUCAGAGACUCCUUUAUCCUUCGCACAGAGUGGUAGCGCUGUUGUGUGGAGUGUCAGAGGAUGACAUACUGACGGAGAGCUUUGAAGACUGGCCGAGCUGGAGGAAACUCUAUGCUGAGGAUGAGCCUGCUCUCUAUGUCUCCACUGUUUUGGAGGCCAUCGCUGACAGCAGACGAGCGGAGGCUGAACGUGACAGCAUAUCUGCAGCCGCAGCAGGGUUGCACAUCACUGCAGCCUCUUUAACUGAAAAUCCCACCAGUGAUGAAACAGAGGAAGUGGUGUCAGAACAGCAAAAAGAACCUGUCCUGAAGGAUGAAGGACCUGUAAGCCUGGGGAUUUCAGCCACUGAAGAAAUGAGUUCGCCCACGCACAGCACCUGUCUCACUGUUCAACCAAACAGAGUUCUGUGUGGGGAGCGGGAGAUCAUUUUUAUUAUUUUCACACACAAAGUGGAUGAGCAGUCGGUACCAGAGGUGGAGUUUUCGUGUGAACAUGUAGAUGCUAAAAGAGUCCUGGGCACUGUGGAGAAUGAAUACACUAUAAGUGUCACUGCCCCUGAUAUGCCUGCUGGAGUGAUAUCACUCACUAUGUACACUGACCAAUCAUGUAUCAGUUUGAAGCCUGUUACAUAUUAUACACACAUGGGAGAAGUCAAUCGGCAUCUUGAAAAUGCUACGGAUCCCGUUAACUUCAUCUGCCAGGCCUUCAACUUGACGUCCAAUUUAACAGAAUCACUGGACCACAUGCUAACUGACUCACUGAAAUCCAGGAUGCCUGCAAAUAGUCUUCAGCUGUUUGGAAUCAGACAGAUUGAAGAAGACAAUAUGGCGGCAUAUCAGCGUAACGAGGAGCUUCCCACACUGCUCCACUUUGCUGCCAAGUACGGCCUGAAGAAGCUGACCACCCUUAUUCUUCAGUGUCCUGGCGCUCUGCAGGCUUACAGCGUGAUGAACAAGCACGGAGACUACCCAAACACGCUGGCAGAGAAGAGUGGCUUCUCAGAUCUCAGACAGUUCAUGGACGAAUUUGUUGAGACAGCAGACAUGCUCAAGUCUCACUUUGCAGACUCCAUCAACGCAGACGACAGCGCAGAGGUGUAUGAGAUGAUGUCAAAUACGUCUCAAGAUAUCAUGAUGAAGUAUUCAGGUGGCUCAGAGGACAUAUAUGAGUCUAUGCUCGGGAUAAACCCUGAAUGUGCAGAGGACCUCUAUGAGGUGAUGGAGGCGGUAACCGAAAACCCAGAGGAAGCUAUGCUUAGGAAGUUUUUCCAAGCAAAACCUCAAGCCAGUGUAGACCAGGACAACAGAGAACACUUUAAAAGUGAGGAAGAGGAAAAAGAGGACCAGAAUGACUUAGAUCAAAUUGAAGAAGGGGAGGACCCAUACGACCUCUGCCCAGAGGAUAUCUAUUAUACUGUGGAUUCAGACAGUACCUAUAACCCAGGAGUUGUGAACCGUCCACCAGCCCCCAUUCCCAGACCUGAACAUGAGCCUAAGGCUGAGAAGUCCAUGACCUACAUCUCUAGAGUAUUUUCAGAUAAAAGUACAUCCCAAAGGCAAAUGAUGGAAACAGGAUAUUCUUCAGUUCAAGUUCAGCCUGUGUCGGACCCCCCCACACCUUUGUAUGACCCCUAUGCUGGGAUGAAAACACCUGGACAGAGACAGCUCAUAUCCCUGCAGGAGAGGGUGAAAGUCGGGGAAAUUACUGUGGAUGAAGCCGUCCAAGAGUUCAAGGCCUGGCAAUUUGACCAUGAACGCAGGGCCACCUCCUUACGCUAUCAGCAGGAAAAUCUGAAAAGAUUACGAGAAAGCAUCACCAGGCGUCACAAAGAGAGAGAAAAGACAGGAAAGGACCUUGAAUAUGAGAUAAGUGCUCCGCUGCAGAGAAACUUAUAUUGGGGCUCCAAUAUGACAUUAGAGUGUGCGGUGUAUGAGCCGGCACCCAGAGCGGUGGCUCCUCCCCCUCCAGUGGCUCAUACUAUUCAGAGAGGCAACUGGAAGACAGGUAGCACGUCCAGCACAUCCAGUACAGAGAGCAACAGACUCAGCAUUCACAGCACCUUGAGCUACAGCAGCGGGACAGAGCCGGACUUUGAGGACGCAGUAGAGAACCUCCCUCCUCCACCACGACCUCCGCGACCCUCUGAACCUGCACCCGUCAUUCCACCGCCCAGAAUUCCCCCACGGAUCCCAGAAAGGGCACCAGACAAGAUGCUGCAAGAGCGCUACAUAUCCUGCCCGACUCGAGCACUUCCUCAAAGACCCACUCAAAGACAGAGAAACUCAGCACCUCCCAUACCUCGUCGCUUGCGGUGAUAGACACGUGGUUUUCUAGAUUAUAGUCAGGGGGGAUUUUUAUGAAAGAGGGAUGGAUGAGCUUUUUUAUUUUAGUUUUUGUUUGUUUGCUUUUUUGCUUGACCUAAUUUUAUGUGUGAGUUUUGCCUAACAGAAUAAUGCAUUACCCAUAAUGUUUCAUAAUGUUUCAUUGUGUGUAUAUGUGUGUGUGUGUGUGUGUAUAUGUGUGUGUGGUUUUCAGUAGUAAGUGUGUGUUCAUUUCACCAGAGAAAAACAUGUAAUAUUCCUUUAUAUAAUUAAUAUGUCUUUACUUAUGAUUUUUUGUGACUUGUACUCUACUUAUUUUACCUCAAAUGGUGUCACCAUUAUACUUCUUAAGGGACUUACAGAUUUGAUGUGAUGUUUGUAUUGUAUCAUUCAUAAACUUGUAGUUUUGCAUACAUCAGACUUCAUGUAUCUUCUGAAUCUCACACAUAAUCACAAUGAAAUACCAUGAAAAUAUGGUCCUUUUAUAUUCUUGAAUGUAUAAUUAUUGAAAUUGGCUCACAAUAUGUAUUGAUUUUGUUCUUGUGCAAUAUGAGGUUUGGUCACUUGAUGGUGCCCCAUUUUCUCAGUUUGUACUUCACAGGUAAAGUCCUACCAAUAGUUUUCACAUGUAUGUGAAUACUUAAUAAUGUUUCUCAUUAUUUUUCUCACAGUAGUUUGUUCAAAUUACAGAUGAUUUCACUGUUAUGAAUUGAAAUGAACCCUGACUGCUAAAAAUGUCCUGUCCAAAGUUCUCUGGGGAGAGACACAUGUAAAGUUUGAGAAAGUGGAGCCAGCUAGGACUUCUGGUCAAAACUUUCAAAAUAAAUUUUUUACUGACAAACACACUGCAUCAAAGUGAAAAAACAUACAGUACCAGUCAGAAGUUUGGACACACUUUCUCAUUCAAGUGAAUGGGAAUAUAUUUCCGAAGACGUCUGCUGUAAUAUAAUUACAAGCAUGUUUUAUUUAUUUUAUGAUUCACUAUACAGAUUUGUGGCUUAUAAAUGUCAUACAAGGUGAUAAAAAGUGCAUUUUUGCUGUAUACUGAACAGUAUGUUGCUGACCACCCAGAGUUAUGAAUGCAUCAAAAACGAGCUCAUUUCUAUUAAUAUUCUUAUGUUUAUAUUACAGUUUGCAAGUUAAUAAGGAAGUGCUCAUGUGGGUAUUUUUCCUUCUUUUUUGAUUUGUUUUUUUUUUCAAUAAUAAAUAAGCUGACUUGCACAUUUAAA